AUGGCUAAAAAUUCAGGAUCCGACGGUGCCAACCGAUGGACUACCGAGAAGUCACUCAAGUUUGUGCUCCUGCUCAUGCAGGCCAAGAACCACGACUUGUCCAUUCGAGGAUGGGAAGAGAUUGAGAAGGCGCUGAGGAUUGUAUUCCCCGAGAUGACCUCUCACCGCUCCGCCCAGCAAAAGUGGACCAAGAUCAAGAAGACCUACUGGGAUGAUGUGGGCGAGGCCGUCAAGCAACAUCUCGAAGCCACGGCCCAGGCUGCACCGGCUGCCACAGCGACAUCCAGCUCGCGCGCGAAGAAAAAUGACAAGCCAAGCGCAGCCAGUCAUAAAACGGCGAUUUCCAAGCACUCCACUAACGAGCCCGCGGAUGUCGUGACCGAUGACGAAGAAGAUGAAAGCGACCAGGAUAGCCAGGAAAAUGAACCAGACGAAGAGGACUCUGAAGACGAGGCCGAUUCUGACGAUGGCGAGAAUACACCCACGGACGAUGAAGAGAGCAAUGAGAAACCCAGCAAGAAGAACAAGAGUAUCGAUCGCACGAGCGAGGGGUCUGGAGAUACUGCCAACGCAAGCACCAGCUGCAACGGAAAAGGCAAAGGUAAGGCGAUUGACGAAACCAGCUCGGACACCAAAGACGCCAGAAAAGCCAAGAAACGCGGCGCACCCGAGGGGGCAGCAGCCACGGACCGCAAACCUAAGAAGUCCGGAUCUGCACGCGAUCCUGGUGUUGGUGCGAGCAGUAGCAGCAGCAAAACAGCCGAGCAGGCACCGGUGGCCAAGCAGUCCGCAGGCGACCCGGCAACAAGCCUCGAUGCGUUCUUGGCAUUGGCAUAA
Microdochium trichocladiopsis is the source of this 837-nucleotide messenger RNA. RefSeq lists its product as uncharacterized. Bases 1 to 837 code for a protein of 278 amino acids. The record is from RefSeq and is a predicted model, not a curated record. The transcript is spliced from 2 exons. Lineage: Eukaryota; Fungi; Ascomycota; Sordariomycetes; Xylariales; Microdochiaceae.